Molecule: messenger RNA, 1068 nt
Organism: Talaromyces marneffei
Lineage: Eukaryota; Fungi; Ascomycota; Eurotiomycetes; Eurotiales; Trichocomaceae
Exons: 6
Coding region: 1-1068 (355 amino acids)
Source: RefSeq, a predicted model, not a curated record
AUGGUAACCCCAAUCCAACUCCCCAUCAUCGACAUCUCGGAUCCCCUCAACCCAGCCGUUGGGAAGGACAUGCUUGAUGCCGCUAUCAAAUACGGCUUCUUCUACGUCCACGGGAAAGGAAGUGACUUUUCAGCGGCUGAAGUUGAUUCUACUUUCGCUUUGUCCAAGAAAUUCUUUGCGUUACCCAAUGCGGAAAAGGAAAAAUGCCGUAUUCGGACGGAUAAUCGAGGCUGGUCAGGAAUGCAUUCUGAGAUUCUAGAUCCAGAGCAUCAAAGGACCGGCGAUUUCAAAGAAGCCCUCAACUUUGGCGAAUUCAAAGACGGAAAACUUCAACAACCCCUCCCCCCUGCUAUGGAGCCACACGAAGGCGAUAUCCAGCACUUCACGAAUCUAUGCAACAAAACCGCUGCUCGAGUGAUGCGCCUACUCGCUCUUGGCUUAGAGAUCGACCCCGAAUUCUUCGUAACCCGGCACGACUCCUCUCGCGGCCCAACAGGCUGCAUCCUGCGCUAUCUCUACUACCCCUCCAUCGACUCGCCCGCCUCCUCCAGCUACCAACACGACGUUGACGUACGCGCCGGUGCACACUCAGACUACGGCACAAUCACUCUACUCUUCCAACGCCCCGGACAACCUGGUCUCGAAAUCCUCACCGCGGACGAAACCUGGGCCCCUGUCCCUAUAUGGCCUGACGGCGCAGUUGGGCAGGACAAAGACGAUUUCCCCCCUAUUCUGAUCAAUAUAGGCGACAUGCUCAGUUUCUGGACAAACGGGUUACUCAAAUCUACUGUUCAUCGAGUCGUAUUCCCAGCUGCUGAGCGUUCCUCUGUUUUGAAGGGGGAGAAGCCGCAAGAUAGGUACAGUGUUGCAUUCUUUUGUCAUCCGCUUAAUGAUUGUAAUCUUGUCCCUCCUGUGCCGAGUCAGUUGGUUGCCGCCGCGGGCGAAAAGGCGAGUAGAGUUGGGUUUGGGGGUGGUGCCGGUUCCUUGAAGGAGAGGAGCUCGAUGACGGCGAAGGAGUAUUUGGAUUUGAGGUUGUCGGCGACGUAUGAGGAGCGUGAGGAUGCGUAA